AUUGCCUAAGCAUAUUUCCAACUUUUUACAGUAGCAGAGCAAACCAGUUGCUAAAGGAAGAAAAUGACAAUGAGAAUGAGAUCCAUCCAGGCAUUGUGCUUCCUCAUGGUACUGAUCAUGGUGAAAAAAACCACCUGUUCCACGAAAAACCUGAAACUGACACAUUUUCAAGCCAUGAUAGCACAGAAACAGGCCAUCAGUCCUGCCCCGCAAUCAUCUCCUCCAGACAUCAGUAUCAAAAGAGAGGGGAGAGUGUUCUAUCCAAUUGGGUAUGGGGCAGACCCAACAGGGAAACAAGACAGCAGUGAUGCCAUUCUGCAAGCCCUGAAUGAUGCAUUCCAUGUUCAGAGUGGUCUUGUUCUGCUCCCUGGUGUCAAUGACUUGGGUGGAAUCGAGAUCGAUCUGCAAGGCGGAGACUACAGAAUCGGCAAACCUCUUAGGUUCCCUCCCGGAGCCAAUGUUUUGGUCAGUAUUAGUCCAUUUCUGAAUAAUAACUAUUUUGGCAUGCUUAGAGCCAGUUGGCAGUGUUUGUGGACAGGUUUGAGUCUGCUUUUCUCUUUUCCUUUCUUCGAUAUUGGAGACGGUACAUUUGAACCACAGGUAAAAGGAGGAACUUUGAGAGCAACGGGCACAUUUCCCGGUGACCGGUAUCUAAUCGAACUAUGGUCACCGGAUUCUCGCCCCCUUUUUCAGACCAACGGUAAUUUAACCGGUCGGAAAGAUUUUAACAGGGACAGAAUUCGCUAUGAAGACAUCACCUUCAGGGACAUCCUGUUUGAUUCAAGUUUCAGAGCAGGAGGGAUUUUCAUUAUAGAUUCAGCCAGGAUCCGCAUUGACAAUUGCAUGUUUAUUCGUUUCUUAACAGAAGGAAUUCGGGUUAAAAGAGGCCAUGAGACUUACAUUUCAAGCAGCUUCCUGGGACAACAUCUGACCGUCGGCUCAGACCCUGAUGAGAAGGAUUGCUCUGGCACAGCCAUUGAUCUUGACGGAAAUGAUAAUGCUGUGACGGAUGUUGCAAUCUUUUCAGCAGCCAUUGGGAUCUUACUGAAAGGACAGGCUAAUAUAAUCACUGGGGCGCAUUGUUACAACAAGGCUACAUAUUGGGGAGGUAUAGGAAUUUUGGUGAAAUCAACCCCUGGGUCUUCAUCCCUGACCAGGAUUGACAAUUGCUACUUAGAUUUCACAGCUAUAGUCAUGGAAGACCCUUUUCAAGUCCAUGUUACCAAUGGAUUGUUCUUAGGAGAUGCUAAUGUUGUGAUCAAGUCAGUCCGUGGUACAAUUUCUGGGCUUAACAUAGUGGACAAUAUGUUUACUAGUGAAUCACAUAAAGGGGUUCCAAUAGUCCGUCUGGAUGGCAACUUCUCCAGCAUUGAUCAGGUGGUGAUAGACCGUAACAAUGCCAUUGGUAUGAGCUUGAAAUCUACAGUCGGAAGAUUGACAGUAGCCGGAAAUGGGACCAAAUGGGUGGCUGAUUUUUCACCAGUACUCGUUUUCCCAAGCAAAAUUAAUCAUCUUCACUAUUCGUUUUACAUUCAAGGUGGAGUACCUUCAUCUUUCCCUAGACAUGCUGCAACCACUGUGUCCAAUAAUGUAGUAGUUGUAGAGAGUAAUGUACAAGUAAAUGGGGUGGUUUCUAUGGUUGUGGAUCAGUAUAAUAUGAUAGGAGAGAAAAGUGCUUUCCUGUGAAAACAAAUGUUUUCCGUUCUUUGGAUAAACAUUAAUGGCUAAGUCAAGAAAUUUUCGGUGUUCCUGUGGCAGGAUCUAGUUUGCUUAUGAAUCUGCCAGAGGAACUGGCAUAUACCAUUCAGUAGUGCUGGAUAUUGCUUUUGAUACCUUUGCAAAAGCACUUUUGUAAUGGCAUAAAAUCUUGGUCCACCA
This is a messenger RNA of Rubroshorea leprosula, 1878 nucleotides long. Lineage: Eukaryota; Viridiplantae; Streptophyta; Magnoliopsida; Malvales; Dipterocarpaceae. The record is from the annotation of a GenBank genome assembly.